Coccinella septempunctata (seven-spotted ladybird) is the source of this 1314-nucleotide messenger RNA. It is a transcript of the gene Awh, whose product is annotated as LIM/homeobox protein Awh. Gene Ontology annotation, biological process: neuron differentiation; regulation of transcription by RNA polymerase II. NCBI's taxonomy places the organism in Eukaryota, Metazoa, Arthropoda, Insecta, Coleoptera, Coccinellidae. The transcript is spliced from 6 exons. Gene Ontology annotation, molecular function: RNA polymerase II transcription regulatory region sequence-specific DNA binding; DNA-binding transcription factor activity, RNA polymerase II-specific. Gene Ontology annotation, cellular component: nucleus. The coding region runs from base 198 to 1100 and encodes 300 amino acids. The record is from RefSeq and is a predicted model, not a curated record.
ACUCACCAUCAUCAAGCAGUCGUUUGCGCACGUUGGUUGUGUGAGUGGUUGUCGAGUGACGGCUGUGGUGAACUUGAGAACAAUCACUUUCAGCUGUCAACAAUCCGGGAUUCUCGGUAUUUUUGUUGUUACGAUUUAGUGAUGCGUUCUGGCUAAACUCAGUGCUUACUGUAGCUUCCGUUACCUGGGCUAGUUACAUGAAACUGCAGUGCAAUAUUUGGUCCUACAGUGAGGGGAACUUCCAAGGUGAUAGCCUGGAUGAUAAGAAGUUUGGAGCAUUAGAGAUGAAGACUGAAUUUAGGAGUUGCUCAGCAUGUGGUGAACCAAUUUGUGACAAGUUCCUCUUGGAAGUGAGCGGAAGUACUUGGCAUGCUCGUUGCUUAAGGUGCUGUGUUUGCCAGUUGCAAUUAGAUAGGCAGCCGUCGUGUUUUAUAAGAGACAGAGCGAUAUAUUGCAAGCAAGAUUACGCUAAUUUCGGCGCCAAGUGCUCCAUUUGCUCGCGUGGAAUCUCAUCCAGUGAUUGGGUACGAAAGGCUCGUGAUCACGUGUACCACCUAGCAUGUUUUGCAUGCGCAGCAUGCCAUAGGCAGCUUUCCACUGGUGAAGAGUUUGCUCUACAUGAAGACAGGGUCCUGUGCAAGGCGCACUAUUUAGAAACCUUAGACGGUGGUACAACCUCUUCAGAUGACGGAUGCGACGCAGAAGGCUACCACAAAAACAAAGCGAAAAGAGUGCGAACUACUUUCACGGAGGAGCAGUUACAGGUACUUCAGGCGAAUUUUCAGCUGGACUCUAAUCCAGAUGGCCAGGACUUGGAAAGGAUCGCACAAAUCACAGGACUCAGUAAACGAGUCACCCAAGUCUGGUUUCAAAACUCGAGGGCAAGGCAGAAAAAACAUAUGCAUACAGGAAAAGUCAAAACGCAAUUACACAACCCCAGGGACGACAAUUCUUUUGGGAGGCAUAUAAAUCUUCAUCUCACAUAUUCACUUCAGCAUCAAAAUAACAACACCAAAACAAGCUUGUUCUCUCAAUCUGAAUCAUCUUUGGACGAGCUUUCUCAAGAAUCUACAAUGCACUGUAUGCAAAGUGAGGUCUAACUUGAGAUCGAUAAAAUAGUUGAUUUGAGUCGAGAAAUAAGAGUUCUGAUAUAUUUUGUGAUCACUAAAUGUAUUUUUAGUAUUAUUAUAUUGAUUAUAUAAUAUAUUGUUAAUAAGUGGUAUUUAUUUAUUUCGUUAUGUAUAUAAGAUCGCCACAUUCUGUGCUAAAAUAAUGUAGUAGCGUAUAUGUUAUUAUACUCAGUUAUGAUUACUG